Messenger RNA from Ylistrum balloti, 6119 nucleotides. RefSeq lists its product as uncharacterized. NCBI's taxonomy places the organism in Eukaryota, Metazoa, Mollusca, Bivalvia, Pectinida, Pectinidae. The record is from RefSeq and is a predicted model, not a curated record. The transcript is spliced from 3 exons. The coding region runs from base 992 to 4195 and encodes 1067 amino acids.
CAGCUCGAGCGGAAAGUCAAAUGCACCAUAAGGAUUCCAACAGACACAGUUUAGUGUGUACCUCGCUAUAUGAAAAACAGUUAUAGUUUCUCUACCAUACUUUCCUCGCCAUAGAAACUUUUCUCAAGGACGUUUUUGUACGAGGUCUGCUAUCUGUUAAAUACUGCUCCGUAGACAGGUUCGCUGUCAAAACACUGCCAGAUUCUUAUCCAGUCUAAAAUCCCGUGGUGCAGGAAUACCUAUAUAUUCAACUAUAUAAACGGCAAAAAAUCAAAAGAUGAAAAACGAUGUGGGUGUUGUUCCUUUAUUUAAAGUGAAUUUUGGAUAAUUUGACGAACAGGUUGGAGUUUCGGAAAAAUCCAAGUGCAUUUUAAACAUAUGAUGGUAUGUAUGACAUGUUUCCAUCAGAUCGGUUGCAUCUGAAAAACAACAAAACCAAGUUGGAUACACCAUUCGUUGCUGGUUUUGUAAAAAGAACUUCCAUAUAUUGAAAGAGCAUUUUUUCGGAAGGAGUGGAUUACACUGAUAUGGAAUAACGUAUUUCGGUGGAAUGUUACGACUUGUGAUAAUUAAUUAACAAGGUGUUGAUUUCACGUAGAACUGUUAAUUACACAGUGAUUCUAUUCCGUUGAUAAGUGAUAUACUAAUGUUAGCCCAAUUACUGGAGCCGCCGACCCGCGGGGGAUAGGCGGAAUCACAAAAUGAUUGCAUACUGCGCGUCAUAACAGCUUCGCGCGUGUUUACACCGAGUUACUCAGAACACGGGUACCAAAAAUAGACAGAAGGAAAGCGCAGAGGAGCCGUCGUGUGAGAGAGGGGGUCUUUCCCUACAGACUAGGUUUACCGGGGGGACUUAAGACCUUUUUACCAGUAGGGGCCGGGGCACGCCCAAAAUGGAGCGACAUCAAACAUAAGUUACAAAGAUGCCCUAGUCAAGAGUGAGUGGCCUUGAGGCCAUCACUAUGGUAACGUCGGCCUGAGGUCGGAGCGGAUGAGCGAGAGUCACGGAGAAUCAAGCCAUUCCCGCGCUUCCGAAUCGCCCGCACUUAACCCAGCCUCAAGCGACCUUACUCCAACAAAUAAUGCCAAGGAUAAAUUCAGUGAAAUCCAGUUUUGCAGCUCAGCCGCUAUCUUCAGUCCUCAAAUUGAAAAAGUUCACCGCAAUGAAACCAACCUGCCCGAGCAACUUGCCACACCUCUCACGCUCGUAACGCUUCCAGAGGAUCAGCUAAUUUCCCUACGCGCGCCUGGUCGUACGCCAAACACUUCAAUUCCGCUCAAACCUGUUGAGGAAAGCAACAUGGGAAACCUAUUUGGAAGCAAUAAAAAGAAGAAGAAAAACACACAAAAAGGAGAUGAUGAAGAGAUAUGGAAAAAGAUGGGCACAAAUGAUUCUACUACCUCAUCGCCCCGUGCUAUAAAUAAAAAAAGCAAGAAAAAGAAGGAUGCGAAAUCUAAACGAGUUCAAACACCCUCACCGCCGAGAGGUGGGGAUGGAUCUCUUAAAGGGAAGGACCCCAAACGAUAUGCAAUGUACGAACCGCAGCCCAACCCGAAGGAUCCUCAGACACAUACCGUCAGGUCACGUACUUUGCCGGCACGAGUCGAUCCUUCGGAAUUUCGUAAAAGUAUCGGCGACCCAAUGGACUUCCGAAUGGCAGACGAUGUGUCUUCCGCCGGAAGUCCAGGACACGCAACUCCGGAAACUGCAACACCGCCCGUUCAAAAGUCACCUGUUCCCAUAUACAAGAAAAUCCACGUCAACCGCGACAAAAAGUCGAACGACAGUAGCUUGCCUAAUACGCCGAGAGUAAAUCACAAAGAUAUCACUGCGCAAUCAGUAGAUUCAAAGACUGAUAAAAUCGCAGAAAUUAAAAAAGCACAUCCUGUGCCUACUCCAGGAACUGGAAGUCCAAGACCGAGGGGAUAUAUCUUGCCAUCCCCGCCAAGCCGACCGAAAUUUUAUUCAACAGAACCUGGAUCAGCAAGUCCAAAAUUACUGAGAGUGAAACAGCAAAUGCCGUUGACGUUGAACACGAGUUGUGGUGAUUCUAGCUACUCCACCAAUGAAAAGUUAGCAUCAGUACGUGCCAAUUCAAACAAAGGAAACACACAUCGUUCAGAUCAAGUAAAGAUUAGCAAACCAAAUGAUGUGCCUGGUACUCUUUUAGCGUGUACAGUGAGGCCUGGUCAAGCUGGUUCACAGCUCGACCAUCAACGCCAGGUAGAUGCCUCAGAUAUUGCUAUGCAAAAGGAAAAUGAAGAAAAUGAACGUAACUUGAAACGGGAAGAACGUCGCAAAAUGGCGGCAGUGACAGACUUGAAAAGUGUGCCAAAGCUCGAGGAAUGUCAAAAGAUCCAAGAAACUGUAGUUGAAGCAGUGGAAUCUCGUAUCACUGAGUCAGAAAAACACGAAGUUACGUCCGGGCCUAAAGUAGCUAUUCUUUCGACUAUUCCUCCUCCCGAGAAAGCUGUUCUGUCACUUGUUCCUCCCCCAAGUCCAUCUGCUAUGGACGCAUUGUGUGAGGAAAAUGAGGAUGAUACAGAUGAUGAUAAAAUUGAUGACAACGAUGAUGAUGAUAAUCAUGUGAAAUAUAGGAGAAGCAAGGAGGUCGAAGAAUUUGGUGGCAUUGUUUGUCAGCGUUUGUCUCAAUUGCUAGAAAGCCAAGAUGAUGGGACACUAAAAUUACAGUUUAUUGAGUCAAGUGGUCCUUCGUCUUCAUUAUCACCAGCUAGCCCAUGUAUGAUCAUGAGUGGUGGAAGUGACAUAGACAAGGAACGAAUGGAAGAUGCAGGCCUUGGAUACUCAAGUAUGUCUCCACCAGUGGAGACAGAAAAUGUCUAUAAAGAGAAGUUAAUUCCGAGAAAAGUGUUGUGUGUCGAGAUGACAAAACCGUCUUCGACUUUCUCUCAAAGACUGGAACGAUCCUCCAUUUCCACCCGGUCAACUCAGGGAAGCAACUCAGCAUCGGACCUGGACGGGAGGGUCAGUUACAAUGACUCAAAACCAUCAAGGUCACGUGAGUUUAUUAGAGACCGCCGUGAAAAUGAAAGUGACAUUAGUUCGUCGGGAGAGGAAAGUUCCUACACCAGUGAUUCGGAAUACUCAUCUCGCAGCUACGAUGAUGAGAAGCAUGAUCACGUGACUAGUUACAGAGAAAACGAAUAUUCAAUACCUUGGGAUUUACAGAGAUUUCCGCGCAGCGCCAGUUAUACGUCCGAUGGUGUUGAUAUAUCGGACAGUGAUAUUUUUUGUGAAAGUGAAGUUAGAAGCAGACGUGAUCGUGAUCACAUUGUGCAUGUCCAGAGAAGUUCUGGGCAUUGUCGUGAAAGGAGUGAACAAGACAUGUUAUAUCGUGAUGACGUGUCUGACAGAAGGUGGGAUGAGCAUUCACAUGACAAAUACAAAAAAGAUACACGUUUAAACAGAAGUCGACAGGUCUCUGUCGAGGAGCUUCGUAUAGAGCCAACUAGUGUUAAAAGACAGCUAUUUGAACUUCCUCUGCAUUUAUGUGAAAAUAAAAUCACAAACGAAAUAGUGGAGGCCGAAAUAAAACCGUCAUUCGUCACUUCUAGUGAAAAGACAUCGUCUAAUAUUCCAAAACGAGGUUCAGAAAUGAUGAGUGACGUCAUAGAUGCAUACACAUCCGAUGAGAUUGGCGUUCCGAAACGAAAUGCACCCAUGGUACCCCCUAAACGUCAAUCAAUGUUGAAUGAAGAAAUAUGUAUAGAACCGCCGUCAAAUCCGUCGGCACUUGACAAAUCGCUAAAGAAAAUUUUUAAUCAAGAGGAAGAAAUAGAGGAACGAUACCCGGAGUUAGCUCCCUUACAUUCCCUCAUAUUAGGAGUGGAAGAGGGAGGCGCUCCCUCAAUGGAACCAUUUUUUGAAUUUCGACCUGGUCAGCUCCCGACUUUCACCCGCGUGCCGUUCGGAUCCCGGAGAUCACUGGCUUAUUCCGAAUCUGAUCUGGACAUGUCUGAGCAGCGAGAUGACGUCAGCUCUGACAAUAUGGACGCGGAUGACGAGGACGAUGAAGAGGGAGGAAUCGUGAUGCUCAACAGGAGAGAAGUGGAGGACGGAAAGGUGUUGUACGGAAGGACAUACACAGAUUUUAACAACCGUGUGGAGGUCAAAAGAUCAAGAGUCAUGUUAGAGUCAGAGACCAGUGAUGGAGAAGAUUCCGUUUUUAUAUGAGAAGGCGAUCAAAGAAAACGACUACACUUAUCCUUUAUGUAUUAUUCUCGCCCACAUGAGUCCUGUGAAUGAUGGAGCCACCCUGGGAGAACUGUUACGUAUAGAGAUGCGUCUACUCAAAUAUCAAAGUGUCUGUGAGGCCCAAUAUAGGGUAUUUAUAAUUUUACAAUAAAGAUGGUCGCGGAUAGCUUCGUUGAGAGGGUCCUCACAGGUUAUUAUUAUGUAGUUAUUUAAGUCGACGCGUCCGGUGCUAUUUCCAACUACAUAACUGUUUAAAAAUAACUUAGCAUAUAUAUGAUACCUGAACUAUUUUCCAGUGUGCGGAUUAUAUAUAACAUUUCAUAUUUUAGAUUUUAUCGGUAUACAUUAUGCAUCACAUUACAGACACUGUAACUAUCUACCUAUAUUACCAUAUGAUGUAGAUAGCGAGUAUGGUUAUCUUAUCGUUAUUGGUGUGUACGUGGAUUUUCUAACAUUACCUAUAUCGAACAUAACCCACGCUGCAUUGUUUGCCUCAUCUGAAAAUCCAUUUCAUAUUUACAUUGUUUUUUCACUCUAAAAUCGUAACUGGAGCAGUGUUGAUAGUUUUAUCGUAAAGGCCUGCCCUAGCUAAAACCCUGCACAUUUAUCAUUUGUAUUCCUUUAGCUGUAUCCAUGGAAACAAGAAAAAGCAUUUGAAAUAGAUAAGUUAAUAUCCCGUUUAGUUUGAUAUUAUACACAACAGCGGCAAUAGAACUUGCUGCAGCAUAAUGACCCGAGCAGAAAGAGAGGCCGACUUCUAUGUGUUGGUCUACACUUAACCAAGACAAAACCCCAAACUCCGUCGUUGAUAAGACGUACAUGUACAGUAUAUCUUUUUAUCAUAUGGCUUGUUCUUAAAAGCAUAGCAUCAUAUUGCGACGCAGAACGCUAAAUAGAUAAUCGAUGGAAUGGGGUUCAUUUUAAAUGUUUUUAAUAGACAUUUUUCUAAAUUGUAAUCCUUUCAAUUAAAAAAAAAAACUAUUUUAAAUAACUCAACGUGUACAAGUAAGAUAAGAUUUGUUUGGCUUUCAAUAGUUCACUUGAGGUCGGAAAUCGUAUAGAUGCUUGGUUUGUGAUAAGUAGAAUCACGACGGUAUCGCUAAGACAACUUUGGUGUGUAAAUUAUUCCAAAGUAGAUCUACUUACGACUUCCGUGGCCAAUAUGGCACUCGGUAAAUAAGAUAUAUGGUAGUGCUUGCGUUCGUGAGGUCUUCAUCUUGUAUAUAUAGUAAUGCAAGAAAUCGAAAUCGGUGAUAUCAUUUUUAUUGAGAAUUGGUUGGAAUUAUCACGAGCAGGCACAGAGGAGUUGUGCACCAAGUACGUGUAGGAGUUACCUCCCUUCCUCUCGUUCUAAAAUCGAAUCUGUCUUCCAUCUCCGCGCGUGUCUUCAUUGAUUAUCCAACCUUCCCACGCAAGUAGUAAAAAUCCGUUAAAUCUUUUAUUAGUCGCGGAUCAAGGUUUAUUUUCUUUUGAUAUGGCGACAUCUUUACAAUUCCGACUUAACAGUUGUCAGUAUAUCAGAUCAUGUGUACUCCUACAUUACAAAUAAAUACAAUAUACAAAUAUCAACAUCAGUCAAUCUUGGACGACCUCUCCUGCGCGGCGUGUUCGUUUCAUGAAAUAAAUAUGCAUUCGACAGUGUACUGUAAAAUGUAUUAUUGUAUGUUUAAUGGUCACAAACCGUCCGAUUCUUAUAUAAAACUCCAACAAUUCUAACUAUGCCGUCCAGAUAAUGGAGGACCCAACUGGUUGAUAACAGAUUGUGUGUCCUGAUAUCCUUAAGUUAAUAAAUUUGUAAUAUAUGUUUGAAAUGUAUACAUCGUGUGUGUGAAAUAUUGCUAUAAUUGUUAAUAUUAUGAUUAAACUGAAAAAUCACCAAUAAAGAAAAACAAUUUUACAUAUA